CAAACAACCGUUUGACUAUGUUGCUAUUUCUGUGGUUAAUUAACAUUAUCUUUGAAGUUAUAUCUACGUUUACGUAAACAAUGUGUCCAUAAUAAUUUUGACACUGGUUGACUUGGUCGAUACAACUUGGUUUGAACUUGCAAAACUAAAAAUAUUCAGAUCCAGGGCUUAACAAUACGACGCGACUUCCCACGAACAUAAAAUUAAUUUUAUUUGGGAGAAAAGUAGGUAUCAACGGAGUAACUGAGUAACACCAGCAUGGAAGAUCUGUUAUUUGCCUUGGUUUUAGAGGUGUCUUUAUUGCAGUUAAAAAUUUUAGAGGGUAUCACACAGCUAACACAAAGAGGGAAUCCCGUCAGUAAGGGCGAAAAUGCUCAACUUGAUAAGCUUACGAGAGACCGGGCGUUUAUAAAGGACGCGCUGAGAAGCACCCUAGUCGAGGCAGCGGAGAAGGGACAGUGGAAUGCCCUGCGAAAAGCAGUGGAACUGUUACAGAAGCGGGCUUCAAUGAUAAACACGUUGAGGUUGACCCACGAUCGGCUAAAAGCGGCUCUUCAAGACACCACAGCUGAAUUGUUGCGGAAAAGGAAUCAGUGGGCACAAGAUCUUCGAAAUGCUGAUAAUAAAAUAGCACUUCUGCGAGAUAAGAUGAGGGACGACCUCCAAAAUGCGAAGGCCCGUCUUUGUUAUGCUGACAAGUGGAUAUUGGCCCGGACCGAGUCACACGAACUGCAACUUCAAAUCCAGACGCAAGGUCCGCCACUCCCGCGUCCCGACCAUGAGCAACGAGUCCACGAUGAGUUGUUCAAGGCAUACGAACUUCAAAUAAAGGAGCGUGAAACUGGAUAUGAAUAUUGGAAGGAGCGUUACGUGAAGGACAUAGCAAAUAUCAACUCGCGGCUGAUGGUCAAGUGCGAGCAGCUUCGGGCGGCCAUCGCGCGCAGAAAAGAACUACAGAAACUGUAUGAUCUCCACGACGGUGAAAUGCGUGCUUGGUUGACGUUCAAGAGAGAGAGAGCGGCGCGGCUUGCGAGGGAGAAACGCGUCAGAGACGCUGCCACCCGCAUCCAGGCUUGGUGGCGAGGUGUUAUGGUGCGAUGCGGACUGGGCCCGUUCCGAUCCUUGCGCACAGCCAAAAAGUCUGCUAAGGGGAAGAAAAAAUAAUUAUUAA
Molecule: messenger RNA, 1171 nt
Organism: Plodia interpunctella (Indianmeal moth)
Lineage: Eukaryota; Metazoa; Arthropoda; Insecta; Lepidoptera; Pyralidae
Product: dynein regulatory complex protein 9-like
Exons: 9
Coding region: 259-1164 (301 amino acids)
Biological process (GO): cilium organization
Cellular component (GO): motile cilium; cytoplasm
Molecular function (GO): protein binding
Source: RefSeq, a predicted model, not a curated record